AUGAAUAUCAUACCACGUGCCCACCAACAACUACAACCAGAGCACUUUCGAUUCCUCGAUCUCCCAAUUGAACUUCGACUGAAGAUCUAUGGAUACCUUCUCCCGCCUAGAACCCACACCAUAAUUACGCAGAUACCUUGUGAUGGCUACUACUAUAAUACCACAACCGUUCCCGCCCAUGCGGCCCAAUCGUUCUACCCAUUUGGCCGGAGCCCUCCAUCUGAUGGAAAGCCAGCGACUUAUAAAAUUCUUCCUCCCAACUUUCGGUCUCCUGCCUGCACUCCUUCCAUCUACCCGGGGAUUUUGCGGACCUGCAAGAAAAUUUAUUAUGAGAGUGAACCGGCCCUCUAUGGAAACAAAGAGACAGUCUUUGACUUCGGAACUCAUGCCGAAGCGUUGAUAGCUUUCAUGGCGGAUAGGUCAAAAACUGCCAGGGCAUGUGUGAAAAAUGUUAGGAUUGCCACUGAGAUCCCUUCGAUAGGCUUAGACGAGGACUGGCAAGGGACGGUAACGAAGGGCGUGAGUGAUAAAUGGCUGCGGCUAUGUGAUUAUUUGAAGAGCGAGUUGACGGGCUUGAAGGAUUUGGAUCUCACGGUCUGGGCUACAGAUGGAUCUACUCCUUGGAAUGCGACCUUGGCGCAGCUAGGUUUUCAAAAACCAGCAGAAGAAGAUGAGACGAGUAAGAUGUUGAGGAAGGAAGCAGAGGCAAGAUGGCGGGAAUGGGAAUGGACGAAAGUGCUGCUCGAGGUCGAAGCAUUGAGACAUACAAAGAUAACGUGGUGGGGAUCGAGGAGCAAUAUUGGGGAGCAAGGUGAAACAAUUGCGUUUGACUCCUGGCUUGCUGGACGGAUGGCAGGGGAUCGAUUGGUGAGGGAUAGGAUGGUGAAAGAGGGCGUUGUUGUGGAGGGAUCUGUGGUUGUGCCUGGCUUGGUUGCGGAGUUACUGAUAAGGGUCGAGCUGUUCAGUGGUGUAACCGGAGACGGUGACACCAACGAUGCAACACAUCACCAGGACCCACCAGUGCACCCGCAGAUCUCGCUUAGUAAUCACAACCAAAGUGAGGAUGAUGAAGUGACGACCGCGCCCAUUCUCUUAUUAGUAGACAGAGCAAACUUUGCUGCUAUAUACAAUUCACUACCGCAAUACACCCAUCCAUCCUCAUCCAUGACAACUGUCGAGCGAUAUCGGCCACCGCAUCUUUUCACUUCAGAUGCGCCUUCAAAUGCUGGACGAUCCCAUCCUCCCUCCACAACCCUAGCCAGAACGAACGUUCCUCCCGCGGUACCGUCACCACCACGACUUUCAAGAGACUCUCCCCCAACCAAACCACUUCUUGAGGCGGUUAUUACUCCGUCCCCUAAUUUCAAGAUGGCUUCCGACGAUUCAAGCCAGUGGAUCUUCACGGAUGCGGAGAUUGCGAGCGCCCCGUCCAUUGUCCAUGGCAUGACGCCAGAGAUGGAGCGCUGCUUGAGGGCAAAGGGCAGCAACUUCAUCCUUCAAGCCGCCAUUCUUCUCAAGCUUCCGCAAUUGACCAUUGCAACCGCCAGUGUGUUCUUCCAUAGGUUCUUUAUGCGAGCGAGCUUUGAACAGUCAAAGGGCGGCUUCCACCAUUAUACUAUUGCCGGAACAGCGCUCUUCCUUGCCAGCAAAACUGAGGAGACCUGCCGAAAGACGAAGGAGAUCGUCAUCGCGUGUGCCAAAGUUGCACAAAAGAAUACAAAUCUUAUGAUCGACGAGCAAUCGAAGGAAUAUUGGCGAUGGCGGGACAACCUGCUCCUCUAUGAGGAGCUGAUGUUGGAAUAUCUCACUUUCGACCUCGUCUUACAAUCACCGCAUAAUCUUCUGCACGAAUUCCUACGGAAGCUUCACAUUGACGAUAAUAAGCGGAUACGAAACACUGCAUGGGCUUUCUUAAAUGAUUCUUGUCAUACAACCAUCUGUCUAUCGAUGCCUGCAAAAGAUAUUGCCAUUGCUUCGAUCUAUUUCGGAGCGCAAUUUGUGGGAGACACCAUUCCGGAUGAUGAGCAUGGAAAUCCUUGGUGGGAGGGACUAGGCGGAAGGCCGAACAAGAUUGUGAAGGGAGUUCAAAUUCUGAGCGAGUUUUGGACUGAAAAUCCGUUGAGGAAAAGCGAAAUUCCAUACGAACAAUCUCCAUCAUCCUUGAGCAAUGAAGAAGAUUUGCAUAGAAGUCGGAGGAGAGCCGAUGUGGGGAGCAGCGAGGAUACGCCAAGUCCUGGACGGAAAUCCCAGCUUGCUCAGGGCAUGAGUCGACAACAGAGCCAAGCGGAAAGCAACGGUACUGCGGCCAAUACUACAGCAGAUAAUUCACAAGUUGCAAAAACUAAGGGCCCUACGAACACUUCGGACGUGCUUAAUGGAAAGCCAACAUCGCCGAAACCGAAUGUUGAUGUAUCAAAAGAGCACGGGCUAGCUGUUCGUGAAGCCGAAGAAGAUACAGGUGGCUCGGACGCUGCUCUUAAAGAAGCUGCAAAUGACCCUGCUACCCAUACUGCAACUGAACCUUCGAGUCAGAACCAGAAGCGCAAAGACUUUGAAGCUCCGGAGGAUCCAGCAGCGAAGAGAUCAAAACCAAGCCCUGUUGGUGGGGAAGUCCCUGACAACGCCGAGGCGAAAAUCGCUGGAGAGGAGAAUGAAGAGGGCGAGUUGGAGGAAUAA
Messenger RNA from Venustampulla echinocandica, 2676 nucleotides. RefSeq lists its product as uncharacterized. Gene Ontology annotation, cellular component: nucleus; cyclin/CDK positive transcription elongation factor complex. Gene Ontology annotation, molecular function: cyclin-dependent protein serine/threonine kinase activator activity. Gene Ontology annotation, biological process: positive regulation of DNA-templated transcription, elongation; regulation of transcription by RNA polymerase II. The record is from RefSeq and is a predicted model, not a curated record. The transcript has 4 exons. NCBI's taxonomy places the organism in Eukaryota, Fungi, Ascomycota, Leotiomycetes, Helotiales, Pleuroascaceae. Bases 1 to 2676 code for a protein of 891 amino acids.